Messenger RNA from Vespa velutina, 2904 nucleotides. RefSeq lists its product as uncharacterized. Gene Ontology annotation, biological process: negative regulation of smoothened signaling pathway. The transcript is spliced from 3 exons. Gene Ontology annotation, cellular component: Golgi apparatus; ciliary membrane. The coding region runs from base 685 to 1065 and encodes 126 amino acids. NCBI's taxonomy places the organism in Eukaryota, Metazoa, Arthropoda, Insecta, Hymenoptera, Vespidae. The record is from RefSeq and is a predicted model, not a curated record.
AAUUAUUUGAAAACUUUUAGACAUCGAUCAAUCUAUAAAGAACGAUUUUUGACUUGAAGAUUGAACCGGAUUGAUCGUAAUAAAGCAAGGUAACGGCAGAUGGCGCGAGAGGCUUAUACCGAGCUUCGUCGAUAAGGCAAAAUUUUAAAAUGUCUGACCGAAUUCCUACGUUUUCAAAAUAUCUCCGCCCGCCCGCUCGCCCGCUACCAGUGCAUCGCAGAUAUUGCAUUUUGUUGUUACUUUACGUAGUACAAAUGUGCUCUGAAAAGGACGAGAAAGGAAGCAUAUGACAAUAAUGUAUAACGAUUUUAGUAAAAUGUCAGAAAAGCUUAAAACUGUUAAUAUCGUUAGAUAAAUUUCUUAUAUAACAUAUCGAAUGAUAGUUUGAGGUUAGUAAAAUUCCUUAAAAACUCGACUCGUUAGAUAAUUAAUAAUACAAUGAUCCUAUAUCUUUUCAUCAAAUAUGCAAAGCUUUUUUAAUGAUUGUAUGACGUCGCAUAUUAACCAGAAGAUCAAUUGUUUUUUAAAUUAAUAAUGGAUAAACUAACCAUCAUUUCGGGAGCUCUAUUUUUGGCAGCCGAUAUGUUUGCAAUCGUUAGUCUCGGAAUGCCUGACUGGAUUAUAACCGACGUUGGCGCUUAAUUCCUUUAUGGAAUCGUUGUAGGAGAUACACGAUUAGGCCUUAUGCUGUCUUGUAUGACUUUAUACAACAGGCCGCAAGUUUGUUAUACGCCCGACUUGGAGCCAGAAUGGUUAUUGGCCCUUGUAUUUAUAUUAGUCGGAUGUAUUUUAAUAACGACAACUGUAAUAUUGCUGAUCAGUUCGCAUUGGGAUCGCAAUGUAAUUCCUUACGCUCGAUGGGUCGGAUUUACGGCGAUGGUACUAUUUUGCUUAGCGGCUGUUCUAUUUCCAAUGGGUUUUUACAUUGACGAAAUUGGUGGACAACCAUACCAAUUACCAAAUUCGCAUCAAGUUGGGAUCUCUUAUAUUCUCUUUGUUCUGGCACUAUGGAUCACAGUUAUUUCUGAACUUUUUGCAGGAAAAGUAUGUUUACCACAUUUUUAGCGUUACUCCGUGAUAUUUUAUGAUUAUGGCCUUCGUAUUGUUCUCUUCUUAAUGUUCAGUAUCAUGUAUCUUGGAAGGGAUUACAUUUCAAAGUUCGGCAGGAUUUUAUUUUAAGCCGAGUUAAAGUUUCUUAAAGAAAUAACACUUUUGUUAACUCAUUAUCAUAAUCUAUUAAUUUGCUUUACUUGCGAAUAACGAUUAGUAAGCAGAAAUAAUAGUAAUGUAAAAAGUAAGUUAAAAAAUAUCCAAGUUACGCUAAAGGAUUAUUUGUCAAGUCCAUUGUGUAUUGUCCAAAUCAUUAGAGCGACCUCUGUGCUUAUAACAAUUUGAUAAUUGCUGUCCAAUGGUGCUGAUAUUAAAUUCAACAGAGGGCCACUUUUAACUUUCAAAUAGUUGCUACUCGUUAAACAGAAUCUUCCAUUUUCUAUAGAAAUAUAUGACCAAGUAAAAUAUUCCUAUUUUGCGUAUAUUGUAUCUUAAUACACAUGUGACAGCUUAUAGAUAAUGUAUGUACAUAGAUUUAUUUUUUUUCCUUUUUUUUCUUCUUUUUUUUUUUUUAAUUUUUCUUUUUUAUAAACUCUAAAUAUUUAUUUACAAUUUAUAAUAGAUAUAUACUAAGAUGAAAAGAAAUAUAUUGUAUUUUACUGCUUAAGUUACAUACACUUGCAAAAUUUCACUUAUAUCAAGAUUUUAUCUACAUUAUAAACAUUUUACUUUAUAGAUAAUGUAUGUAUGUAUGUAUGUAUGUAAAUAUGAUAUUUUAUAAUUAGAUUUUCUAGUUUUACCACUUUGCAUAGCUAUAAUAUUCUUAUUUGUAUGUUACUCAAAUUUCUUGUAUUUCUACAAGAGAUAAAAGUUUACACUAUAUUGUACACAGGUUUUCAUAAAAGUUUGUGUGUGUGGGGUGUGCAUAUAUAUAUAUAUAUAUAUAUACACAUAUGUGUGUGUGUGUGUGUGUGGGUGGGUGGGUGUAUGCAUGUAUAUAUAUAUAUAUAUAUAUAUAUAUAUAUAUAUUUUUUUUUUGCUAAUUUGUUUGUUUGAUAAUAUUACCAUCGUUAACAAACAUAGAUUUGCAGACUUUAGUCGGUGCAAAAAUGUAAAAUAUGUCAGUAAAUAUAAAUGAUAUAAUAGAUGUGACCUCGGUUUGAAAGAAAUUUUUCAACGAUAUGAUUAAUUUACAAUAUUAUGGUAGAUAUAUCUCAUAAUGGAGGUUCAGUACAAUAUUAAUCCUUACUUCAAUAAUGACUAAAUUGUUAAAUUCGAUAUAUAAAUUGACAAAAAAUAUUUCUUUGUUGAGAAAAAUGUAAAAAUGCAAAUACUACAACUUUACCGUUCAAGAAAGAGUUCAUUAAAAUAAUGAUUCUUGAAUAACAGACUGGUCUUAUUACAAAUAUGUAAAAGUGACGUAUUUAUAUGCAAAAAUGACACAUUUAUGGACAUUUGUUUCUAACGAAAUACAUGAGCUUAUUAACAUUAAUGGGAUCGAUGAAUGUUACAUUAAUUUUUUUUUCUUUUUUCUUUUUUUUUUUUCUCUCUCUCUCUCUCUCAUUAUGACAGGCAGUCGGUGCCAAAGAUUAUAAGGCAAAAUUGGAAAAUAUGUUCACGCUUGCCUGAUAAAAAAAUGUAUUUCUUACUUAUCGUAAUGUUUAGUCUUAUCUUCCUAAGAAAUCUUAAACACGAGUAACGAAUAUCAAAAGUUGGACAGUAAAUUGGGAAUUCAGGAGACUUAGAGAAAUUAUUUGUACAUAACUAAUUAACGCGCAUAUACGUAAUACGUAAAACAAAACUUAUAUAAUAAGCCUUUCAAUAAAGAGAUGACCAGAAUGAUUGAAAAUGUGA